AUGUCUGAUGUACCCGCUCUCAGAGGGACAUUGCUCGCAUUGCAGAACAUCGUCGAUGCAGAUGAGUCGCAUGCAGCCGUCUACCAUAAUCUAGCAGAAAAUGCCCUUGUGGUAUUCUCUCAACUUCAAGAUUGGCGAAAGAGCUGGGAUGCCUCGUCAGAAGGCCACAUAAUCAGCGUCUCAGCGGAUGGAGAUCAAGCAGAGAAACAGUCUCUGCAUUUCACUAGUCUCUACGCAGCGAAUUGUUGCUCGCUGUAUGAUGCUUCACUAAUACUGGUGCUAGAAACCAUUCUCUUAUCUGCUCAACCUGGACAACUAUAUUUCGGAACUGCAACAACACUCUACGAAAAGGCACGGCAAGCAGCCAUAAAAAUUUGCGCGAGUCUAGACUUCCAGCUUCAGAAUUCGCAUACUAGACUGGGUCAAUCGUUUGUUCUCUGGCCCCUGCGAGAAGCUGGAAAGAUUCUAGACAAAGGUAGUCCUGCAGAACAAGCUCUAUUAGAACGACAGAAACAAAAGCUAGCCACUGGGCAGGGUUCAUGGGAGAUUGCGAAAUCCGCUUUCGGAACAUACGGUUGA
This is a messenger RNA of Aureobasidium vineae, 579 nucleotides long. Lineage: Eukaryota; Fungi; Ascomycota; Dothideomycetes; Dothideales; Saccotheciaceae. The record is from the annotation of a GenBank genome assembly.